AUGUCGCAUUCUCCGAAGAGGAGAAAGUUGAGCAUAUCGUCAAAACCAAACGGGAAUCCUCAAUUUUCGAAAUCCAAAGAAGAUAACUCUACCAUGAACAAACGGGAUUCAGGCGAUCGCUCUGCGGAAAUAGCAUUGGCUAGCGGCUUCUACAAGUCCAACCUUUUCAAGUUACAAUUGGACGACCUACUUGCGGAUUUGAGACCGAAUUAUGACAAGCAAGUCUCAAGGCUUCAAGACACUCUUCAUAAGCUGAAAGAAACCAUUGAAAACAUCCCCGAAAGGCCCGCGAAAGCUCCCUUAGACGCCGAGAAAGAGUUGCGCAACACUCAUGGCGUUAUUGUCCCCUACCCCCAGCCUCGCCCUGGCAGAGAUACGAAAUACUCGGUCUCAUAUUCCAAGCCGAUUAAUGUCAACGUUGUCGGAAGUUUUGCUCUGAGAACCGGCGCGAAAUCGGCAGGGUCUUUGACAGUCGACCUCGCCGUGACCAUGCCGAAACUACUUUUCCAGGAAAAGGAUUAUACCAAUUAUAGAUUCUUCCACAAGAGGGCCUACUACAUUGCUUGUCUUGCAGCUGGUAUCAAGGAAACAAAAGGUCUUAGCCUCGACAUCAAAUUCGAUUUACAAGAUGGCAAUAGUCUUCGCCCUGAGAUCGUGCUUACGCCCGCGGAGACGCCCAAAGAUUCUAAAUCUUCAAAGCCACAAAUUCGCAUCAUCACGGCAAUUGAAGAUACAUUGUUCCCUAUCUCCCGAACCUUACCGAUGAAGAAUAAUAUUCGACAGGGAACAACGGAAACGACAGAGCAAAAAGAACCCACGCCAUUCUACAAUGCAGCUCUCCGCUCAGAGGCCACUGUGGCACAGUUUCAUAAGUCGCUAUAUUCGGCUGCCCGGAACUGUGAAUCUUUUAAAGAUGGCUGUAUCCUCGGCCGAACUUGGCUCCAACAACGAGGAUUCAGUUCCUCGAUUCAGGCUGGUGGAUUUGGAGGAUUCGAGUGGACAGCGCUCAUGUCUCUCUUGUUCGAAGGCGGGGGUCCCAAUGGCAAGCCGGUCCUCCUUAAAUCGUACAGCAGCUAUCAACUUUUCAAAGCGACUAUUCAAUUCAUUGCGGGGAGAGACCUGACAAAACCACUAUUCCUAUCUUGCCAAGAUCUUCCAACCCCUAACGACGGACCUGUGCUGUACGAUGGUGCGAAGGGCCUGAAUGUGCUUUACAAGAUGACGCCGUGGUCGUAUGAGUUUCUUCGUCGCGAAGCCGGAAAUACCUUGAAGAUGUUGAACGAAUCUCGUGAUGACAAUUUUGAGAAAGUUUUCAUCUUCAAGGUCAAUGAGCCUUUGUUUAGGUUCGACCGAAUUGCCACUCUUCCAGUGGGUAAUAGUAACAAUGCUUUACAAGGAUCGCACAACCACCGUGCGAUCUACGAGGUGCUGAAAAGGGCUUUCGAUGAUCGAGCCGAUCUUAUCUAUCUUUUUUGCAGCCGUGCCGAUCCAUGGCCCGUCGAUACUAAAGCUUCCCGGAAAGCAGCAGGCGCUUGCCUUCAUGUUGGGUUAUUAUUGAAUGCUGAUAAUGCUGCACGUAUUGUUGAUCAUGGCCCAUUCGCAGAAGAAAAAGAAGAGGCAGCCUCGUUCCGGUCCUUCUGGGGCGACAAGGCCGAGCUGAGACGCUUCAAGGACGGUAGCAUUAGGGAAAGUUUGGUGUGGUCCGACCAGCCGUCGUCAUCCUCCAUAGUGCACCAGAUCCUGACAUAUAUUCUACAACGUCAUUUCGAUUGUCCCGAAAGCGAGUUAAGAUACAUCGGCGAUGAAUAUGAUGAAAAGCUUCGCAGCAAAGGCGAUGGAGUAUUGUUGUAUUCCAGCCCGCCUUUCCAAACCAUUUCCGAUGCUUUCAAUUCCCUGGAGAAAUCUGUCCAGAGCAUGGACGAAGUUCCCCUGACUGUGAGGCAUCUAGCCCCAGCCAGUCCCUUCUUACGAUACACAGCUCUUCAUGCCCAGGCCGUUUCCGGUGUACGGCAGGAGGCGGUGGACGUUGUUCUCCAGUUCGAGAGCUCUACGCGCUGGCCGGACGAUCUGGUGGCAAUUCAAAUGACAAAAACGGCUUUCCUCGUCAAGAUAGGAGACUGUCUGUCAUCAUCUGGCACUGCUUCAUCAUGCAGGGUGGGGCUGGAGAACGAAUCGAGUCCAAUCUUGAAUAGUGCUUUCCUAGAAAUCGUUCACGAAUCUGGGGUCACGUUCCACUUAAGGAUUCAUCACGACCGGGAACAGACUCUAUUGGAACGUCAGCUAAAGGAAAAAGGCCCUCGCUCACAGGCAAAACAGGAAGUUGCCUACGCCUUGUCAGAGUAUAAGCGUCAAUUUGUCCACUCUCCCCGUCUAACCCAGGCCAUCCGUACUCUGUGCACCCGCUUUCCUCUACUGUCGCCUACUAUUCGUCUCCUGAAACACUGGUUUGAUUGCCAUCUUUUUGCAGGCCACAUCAGCGAAGAGCUCAUCGAGUUGUUGGCUGUGCGAGCCUUUACGCAACCGUUUCCCUGGGAGACUCCGUCCAGUAUUAUGGUUGGAUUUUUCAGAACCCUUCAUUUGAUUUCUCGCUGGGACUGGCAACAAGAGCCUCUCAUGGUCGAUCUAGGCGGAGAGCUAGACAACGAGACCAUGGAAUUGAUUCGCACCCGCUUUGCUGCUUGGCGUAAUGUCGACCCUGCGAUGAACUCCGUCGUACUAUUCGUGGCUUCUGAUGUUGACACGGAGGGUGUAACUUGGACUCAGCACGAAAUGCCCCCCAAGGUCGUGGCUGCUCGGAUGUCCACCUUGGCCAAGGCGGCCGUGAAGCUGGCGCGGGAGAAAUCGUUUGCUCUGAACAUAUCUGAUAUUUUCCACACCUCCCUUGCGCCAUAUGAUUUCAUUCUCAACCUUCGGCCGGGGGUCUCAGAUGGUGGUUCGGCUCCGUCGAUGUAUAAGAAUCUACAAGAGAAGGACGCUACCCGUGCCAGCCGAAGGGCCUUCGCAGUGAAAUCCCUCGUACGCGAUCUGCAAUCCUGCUACAGCCCACAUCUGCACUUCUUUUACGGGGGUGAACAAGGCGACGCGAUUGCUGGGAUUUGGAACCCGCAAACCUUGAAACCCAAAACCUGGAAUCUGAAGAUGGCAUACUCAACAUCCCCGAGCGUGUCGGAUGAAAUCGAGCAACUGGGUGACGAGGUGGUUGUGAUCAAUCGUGCUGCUAUCUUAAAUGAGAUUUCCCGCCUGGGCACCCUCCUGGUGGACAGCAUCGAGACAGGGCAGCAUUCGGGUUAA
Messenger RNA from Aspergillus affinis, 3291 nucleotides. Its product is annotated as rRNA-processing protein UTP22. NCBI's taxonomy places the organism in Eukaryota, Fungi, Ascomycota, Eurotiomycetes, Eurotiales, Aspergillaceae. Gene Ontology annotation, biological process: tRNA export from nucleus; rRNA processing. The transcript has a single exon. The record is from RefSeq and is a predicted model, not a curated record. Bases 1 to 3291 code for a protein of 1096 amino acids. Gene Ontology annotation, cellular component: CURI complex; UTP-C complex; small-subunit processome.